This is a messenger RNA of Colius striatus (speckled mousebird), 792 nucleotides long. It is a transcript of the gene ENKUR, whose product is annotated as enkurin, TRPC channel interacting protein. Gene Ontology annotation, molecular function: calmodulin binding. Gene Ontology annotation, cellular component: acrosomal vesicle. NCBI's taxonomy places the organism in Eukaryota, Metazoa, Chordata, Aves, Coliiformes, Coliidae. The record is from RefSeq and is a predicted model, not a curated record. The transcript is spliced from 5 exons. The coding region runs from base 1 to 768 and encodes 255 amino acids.
AUGGGGACGCAGUGUGCCCAGAAGAGCAUCAAUAACCCACUGCCUCGCACCGAGGAAAAGCCUGUCAAACCUCCCAGGUACGUAUCCAUAUUUAGACCAUCUGUGAAACUUGAAGCACAGCAGAACAAAGCUCCGUGUAAAACUAUGGGACCAGCAAAAGUUGCAGUGCCUUCUCCAAAAAAUUUUCUGCAGAAACAUUCAAAGGAACCCAAGCUACCAGCGAGAAAAAAAGAAGAUAGUAAGAAAUUGCCUGCAUUAUCAGUGCCACGGAGGACAGAUCAUCCAGUUAUGGGAAUUAAAAGUAAUAAGAAUUUUAUAACUGCAAAUGCAGUUGCUGCUAUCACUGGAAUGCCUAAGAAGGCUCAACCUAUGUAUGUUGAUAGAAGACAGGGAGAAAAGUAUCUGCUUGAAACUUCAGGACUUGUUCCAAAAUAUAUCUUUAAAAAGGAUUAUGGUGUUACACCAAAAUAUGUAACACGGAGAAAUGAAGAAAUUAAGAGAGCUCAGAAGGAAUAUGAGGCCAAUGUCUCGGAGCAUCUCAAGACAAAAGCCAUGAAACGGCUAUCUGAUGAGGAAAGGAAAAGUCUUGUGCAGGGGCUGAAAAAGAAGUGGGAGGAAGUGUAUCAUGAAUUUCAAGGUCUGCCUGUACAAAUAGACACCAUAUCCAAGAAGUUACGUAAAGAAAAGCUGGAAUUACAGUUGAAACAACUGGAGCAUGACAUAGAAGAACUUGAGAAGCACAAAGUUAUCUACAUUACAAAUGAGUAAGGACUGUUUUUCAGAUACAACCCC